CAUUUUUCUCCCCAUGGGGGAAACGGCUCCAUCCUGUGGCCGAAUCUCACAGCAGAUGUUCGGGUCAGGAUGGCGUUAGCCAACAAUCCUCCAGUUUCAGGGCCGCGAUGGAGGAAACAAGGCAGCGGCCAUUUUGAAGUUGGGCAGUUAAACAGCUGGAAAAACUUGAGCUUCUGACGUUGUUUUCUUCUUCGUGCUGCAUGUUUUUUGUGGUCGCUGUGCUAAACGAUGCCUCCAAACAAAUGUUGACAUCUCAAGAACCAUAAAAGCUGAUACACCUGAUCCUGUAUCCAUGGCAACAGUAAACAGGUGUAUCACCGUUCCUCACAGCGGCUCUGAUGGAAAAUUCACAGCAAACAUCUGAACCCGUCAACUUUGUUCAUCAGGAUGAAAUCUGGAAGGCUCAUAUAAAAAUUGAGAAGGAUUCUGGAGAAUCGUGGAGUAAAAACUGGGGCUUCCUGUCUGAAGCCUAUAAGGAGUACGAGAUGAAGAGUGUGAAGCUGAAGACAGGACUGAAAACAGAGCUCCACCCUGAGCUGACGAUUCGACCUUUGACCCCUCCACAAAGACACAUCCAGGUCGGCUCUUCCUCUGCCGUCCCUCUGACCUCUCAGCGUUUCAUCGGAUGGCGUUCUGGAUCGUCGGGCCUCCACCUGGAAAAGUACAGCGCAAUGCAUCAUGGGAGGCGUAGUUUCCUGAAGGAUUUGGUUGGUCUCUAGAUGCUUGCAGCUGAGUCUGAUACAGUAAAUAAUAAUAAUAAUAAUAAUAAUAAUAAUAAUCAUAACUUAGGAUGUUGGUGAA
Messenger RNA from Poecilia reticulata (guppy), 801 nucleotides. RefSeq names its product ciliary microtubule inner protein 1. Lineage: Eukaryota; Metazoa; Chordata; Actinopteri; Cyprinodontiformes; Poeciliidae. The record is from RefSeq and is a predicted model, not a curated record.